AUGUCAUCAUUUUCCGGUUUUCGGGAAGGGAUAAACUUCCUGAAGCGUAGAUUCAGCUCAAACGAUUUACCAAGUGAGAGCCAAGAUGAAGCUGAGCCCGUCGCCACAACAACCACAACAACAAAUACUUCUACUGAAACUAACAAAACGGAAGCAACCACCACAGCCAACGACAUUCCAACAACAACAACAACCACGUCAACAACAAGUUUGUUUGGUAGAAAUACCAGCAGCCAGCAGCAACAACCUCAGCAGCAGAGGACAUUCGGAAUAUUUGAUAAACACGUUCCUACUACGACUACUGCAGCCUCAAACACGGCUGCAACGUCGACAACAGCCACUACUGCCACUUCUGCGCAACAAGUUGGACUGCUAUCGAAAAUGUUGCUGGUGGUGGAUGAUUCUCUUGACGUUGUAUGGUACGUCGCUCGCAUUCGUCUCAUUGCCUCUCCUCAGUGA
Messenger RNA from Helobdella robusta, 459 nucleotides. RefSeq lists its product as hypothetical. The coding region runs from base 1 to 459 and encodes 152 amino acids. The transcript is spliced from 2 exons. The record is from RefSeq and is a predicted model, not a curated record. NCBI's taxonomy places the organism in Eukaryota, Metazoa, Annelida, Clitellata, Rhynchobdellida, Glossiphoniidae.